This is a messenger RNA of Mus musculus (house mouse), 2895 nucleotides long. It is a transcript of the gene Abraxas2, whose product is annotated as BRISC complex subunit. The record is from RefSeq and is marked validated. Gene Ontology annotation, cellular component: spindle pole; nucleus; cytoskeleton. Bases 11 to 1285 code for a protein of 424 amino acids. The transcript is spliced from 9 exons. NCBI's taxonomy places the organism in Eukaryota, Metazoa, Chordata, Mammalia, Rodentia, Muridae.
UCCGCGGGGCAUGAUGGGGGAGGUGGAGAUUUCCAUCAUGGCGGCUUCCAUUUCGGGCUACACCUUCAGCGCUGUGUGUUUCCACAGCGCCAACAGCAACGCCGACCACGAAGGAUUUUUGCUGGGAGAGGUAAGACAAGAGGAAACUUUUAGCAUCAGUGACUCACAAAUCAGCAACACAGAGUUUCUGCAAGUAAUUGAGAUCCAUAACCAUCAGCCUUGUUCACAACUCUUCAGUUUUUAUGAUUAUGCGAGCAAAGUGAAUGAAGAAAGUUUGGACAGAAUUCUGAAAGAUCGGAGGAAGAAAGUUAUCGGAUGGUACAGGUUCCGGCGAAACACCCAGCAGCAGAUGUCCUACAGGGAACAGGUCAUCCACAAGCAGCUCACCCGCAUCCUCGGCGUGCCAGACCUGGUCUUCCUUCUCUUCAGCUUCAUCUCUACCGCCAACAAUUCUACUCAUGCUUUAGAAUAUGUUCUCUUUAGACCAAACCGCAGGUAUAAUCAAAGGAUAUCACUUGCUAUUCCCAAUCUAGGCAAUACUAGCCAGCAAGAGUACAAAGUGUCUUCAGUGCCAAACACGUCUCAGAGUUAUGCCAAGGUCAUUAAAGAGCACGGUACUGACUUUUUUGACAAGGAUGGAGUCAUGAAGGACAUCAGGGCAAUUUAUCAGGUUUAUAAUGCACUUCAGGAGAAAGUACAGGCAGUAUGUGCAGAUGUAGAAAAGAGUGAGCGAGUUGUUGAAUCUUGUCAGGCAGAAGUGAACAAAUUGAGAAGACAAAUCACUCAGAAGAAAAAUGAAAAGGAACAAGAAAGAAGAUUGCAGCAGGCCCUGUUAAGCAGACAGAUGCCAUCCGAAAGUCUGGAGCCAGCGUUCAGCCCUCGGAUGUCCUAUUCUGGGUUUUCAGCUGAAGGGAGAAGUACUCUGGCAGAAACGGAGCCCUCUGAUCCUCCGCCCCCUUACUCUGAUUUCCACCCAAACAAUCAAGAAAGUACUCUGAGCCAUUCUCGCAUGGAAAGGAGUGUCUUCAUGCCCCGUCCUCAGGCUGUGGGCUCUUCCAGCUAUGCUUCCACCAGUGGCGGACUGAAGUUCACUGGAAGUGGAGCAGAUCUUCUUCCUUCCCAGAGUGCAGCUGGAGACAGUGGGGAGGAGUCAGAUGACAGUGAUUAUGAAAAUUUGAUUGAUCCUGCAGAGUCCCCUCAUAGCGAAUACUCACAUUCAAAGAAUUCACGGCCCUCGACACAUCCUGACGAGGACCCCAGGAACACUCAGACCUCCCAGAUUUAAGUAAACAAAUGACACUCUCCACUUGGCACUACUUUUCUUAAUGGCUUAUUGAGUGUUGUUGAGGACUUAAUCUGUGGGGAGACCUGCUUUCUCAGAUGCCGCGGCUCCUGAGUGGAGCAUCCUGUGCACAGAACUCCCAGAAUCCUCUGUCCGCUGGUCCUCACCUCUGGGUACAGUGCACAGGUUCACAACAAAAUCAUUACGAUAAUCAAAUUGUCCUAAUUCUGGUGCGAUUCAUGGAUGUACUAGUGAAUUUAGGCAGAGUGACCCCUCAGUGUAGUCUGUUCUUAAGAUAAAUCAGAUCAGAGACUGAGCACAAUUAGUCUAUAAAUAGUCUGUACGUCAGAAACUUACCUCUGCACUAUCAUGCCUUGAAACUUGCUUUUUCAAAGGGAAACGAAUUUAGCAGCAGCCUUCAAAGAACUUUCUAUGAUGAGCCAAAUUCAUCUUUGCCAGAAAAGAAAUUUUGUUAAUUCCAAGAAGCCUAAUUGGAACAAGUCAGACAUUCCUUCUCUCAUCUGCAUGGUUUUGUAAGAUGAGAAGAGAGGGCUUUGUUUCAACUUUUUUCUACUAGCCUGAUACGUAUUGUCACUUAAAAUGGUUGCCUUUUUAAAAUGUAGGAAUACUAAUCCCCAGCGAGUACUCAUCUGGAUCAGGCCCUUGUCUUUUGGUGCACGCCAGCGAUGCUGCGCUGCAUGCAGUCAUGGAGGGAGGCCACACACCAGCAGAUGGCAGAAGGGAGAAGCCAGGCCUGAGUCUGUAGUGAACAGAUCCCAGACACAGUGGAUUUAACUAAGUUCCUAUGGAAAGGAUGUAAUGUACUUAGGUGUGGCGGAUCCUGGGCUAGAGUUGUGGAGGAAAGACGUUUUUGAGAAAAUAUCCAGGAAUCUUGGUGACUACAGAGCUACUUCAAGUAUGAAUAACCAUACUUCUUUUUUCCCCUAAAGUUGCCAUUUAGGGGAUAAUUGCAAAUGUGCGGAGACCAUUGGGAUGCACUUACGCUUUUAUUUAAUUACUGCUUGUUUUCUAGUUUUGCCCAGAAUGUGUGAAACCACUAAAAACCAUUUUUGAGUAUGUUGGGCUGCUGGAUUGGAAGUGGCAAGACCUACCAUAUAUGGCAAUCAAUCAGCCCAUGAUGCUUGGCGCUGAACUGCCUUCCUUGGACUAGUUAAAACGCGUAAGGAUGAGGAUACCGUUAAAAGGUUUCAAAGGAGUCAUCUCGUUUGAUAGUGAUAGUUACUCAGGAGCUCCAGUGCGCAGUCUCAGACAGUGGAUACAGUCUUAGAGACGAGAUGCUGACCGUCCUGCUUUGAUUGUGCCCCAGGGUCUGCAUUGUAACUGCUAUCCUGGUUUUCUGGGCUCACACCACUUCCGUUUGAUUUGAAUGUCGAGGGUCACUUUAUCUGCAGUGCGUUCCAGCUUUUAUCAGCUACCUGCUAGCAGCUUCAGCACGGUAUGAAGUCCAGUCUGUUAAAGUGCCAUCGCCAUCUCUUCUGUUCAGAUUUUGACAUUCAGGAAAAUAUUCUUAUUUUUAUGCCAUACUGAAAUAUACAGUGUAUAUCUGACAAAGCAGUUAAAUGUGACAAUAAAAACUUAUUUAAUCAUGAUAC